GUAUUCGGGUUUAUUUAUUACAAAAGAAAGGCGAAUGCAUGUAGGCUACAUCAGCUAUUUCCGAAAGCACCUCCCUUAAUCGCGGCAUUUUUGUGUGUUUUCGGGAGCUAAAGAAAGAAAGAAAGAAAGAGUGAAACCGCCUUCUUCCAACUUUCCCCGAGGCAUGGAAUCUUGCUAUGGAAUACUUCCAAGUUCCAAUGGUUUGUUUAGGAAGAACAGUGGCCUUCCAUCUGUUCUUCACAUCGUCUUUAGUGGCUGAGACAGAUCGCAUCACUUCAAAAGAGCAAACCACUAACUUGCUACUUUGAAGUCUGCAGAAGAUUUGGAAAAACACUGAAUGAAUGAAAUGGCCGAUGAGAAUGAUCCACUUGGAGCGAGAGAAAUUAUUAAAGAUAGGCUGUACUUUGCCACUCUCAGAAGCAAACCAAAAAGCACGCCAAAUACCCAUUAUUUCACCACGGAUGAUGAAUACAUCUAUGAAAACUUUUAUGCAGAUUUUGGUCCUCUCAACCUCGCCAUGGUAUACAGAUUCUGCUGUAAAUUGAACAAAAAACUCAAGUCCUUUACCCUGUCUCGGAAACGAGUGAUCUACUACACCAACUACGACCAGCGCAAACGCGCUAAUGCUGCAUUCUUAAUUGGUGCCUAUGCGGUAAUCUACUUAAAGAGAACUCCCGAGGAGGCCUACCGGGCUCUUAUCUCUGGAACUAAUGUGUCAUACCUGCCCUUUAGGGAUGCUGCAUUUGGAAACUGCACAUAUAACCUGUCUAUUCUUGACUGUUUACAAGGGAUACGCAAGGCUCUGCAGCAUGGGUUCUUCAACUUUGAGACAUUUAAUGUGGAAGAGUAUGAACACUAUGAGCGAGUAGAGAAUGGAGACUUCAACUGGGUCGUGCCAGGAAAGCUCCUGGCCUUUAGUGGCCCACACCCAAAGAGUAAAAUAGAGAAUGGCUACCCUCUCCAUGCCCCGGAGGCGUACUUCCCAUACUUCAGGCAGCACCAUGUGACCGACGUGGUGCGGCUCAACAGGAAGAUCUAUGAGGGCCGCCGCUUCAGCGACGCGGGUUUCCAGCACCACGACCUGUUCUUUGUGGAUGGCUCCACGCCCAGCGACCUCAUCAUGAGGCGCUUCCUGCACAUUUGCGAGAGCUCAGAAGGCGGUGUGGCGGUGCACUGCAAAGCUGGCCUUGGCAGAACAGGCACCCUGAUAGCCUGUUAUCUGAUGAAACACUACCGUUUCACGGCAGCCGAGGCCAUUUCCUGGAUACGGAUCUGCAGGCCCGGUUCCAUCAUCGGGCCACAGCAGAACUUUUUGGAAGAGAAGCAGCACAGUAUGUGGGUGCAGGGGGACAUGUACCGGUCAAAGCAGCGGCAGCAGCAGCAGCGGCAGAACCGCCAGCAGGAACAGGACAUGAACCAUCUCAUCUCCAGCAUGGACGAUGUGUCCAUCAACAACACCGUCUUCAAGUCCCAAAGCAUGGACGAGAAUGACCUCAGGGCGGACAGUGUGGGGCUGACUCAGGGAGAUAAACUCCGGGCCUUAAAGGCUCGACGCCAUUCCAGAUCUGCCACUAAUAUAGGAGGGAUAAGUGGAAUAAACCCAGCACAGAGUCCCAAUUCGCCCCCCAAACCACCACCGCAAGCUGUCUCUGCAUUCACCCAAUCUGCUGCACCGAGACGGCUCGCUCGCAGUCCCUCAUCCUCAGCGGGGAAUCUUAAAAGUUUAAACCCCAGAUUAGCCCGAUCCCUUGGCAACCUCUACGGGGGUGACGACAUGGCUGAGAGUGCAGAUGACAUGUCCUCUCCUCCUGCUGCUCCUACGCCCUGUGCCUCCUCCACCCCCGCCUCCUGCCCUCCCUUCUCCUCAGCUGCCUCCUCCACCUCUCUGCCUCCUCCCCGGCCCUUGGGCUUUGGCUACCCGCCCGGUGAGCCCCGUCUACCAGUCGGCCCAAACUACCACAAGGAGCCCGGCAGCAGCAGCCCCGUUGACCGUCCCGUGCGGCCCAGGGGUCCAGCCUUUGCUGUGGGCCCCAGGGGUCCCGCUGGGCCUCGCAGACCCCCAGUCCGUCCUGGGCUCACGGGACGGUACCUGAGCCGAUCCAUCCCUUCACUUCAGUCUGAAUAUGUUCACUACUAAAGUGGUUGUGCUGCGUUGACAAGUGCACCUGGAGCCCCGGAAUCACAAUUUGCACACUGAAGUUUGAAGAAUAUGUACCUCUGUUAGAAAACCAUAACCAUGUACACCAUUCCUGAAAGCAAACUACCCUUUAUAUGUUAACUGGAAUAACUGUACAGAAUAGUUUUUUUUAAUUGAUUUUAUUAUAGUUACAACAUCAAAUGUAUUUUAUGUGCGUUGAUUCUAAUUCAAUUUUGAAUUAAAUACUGUGGUG
Engraulis encrasicolus (European anchovy) is the source of this 2390-nucleotide messenger RNA. It is a transcript of the gene cdc14aa, whose product is annotated as cell division cycle 14Aa. Gene Ontology annotation, biological process: positive regulation of cytokinesis; cilium assembly; protein dephosphorylation. The record is from RefSeq and is a predicted model, not a curated record. Gene Ontology annotation, cellular component: mitotic spindle; cytoplasm; centrosome. The coding region runs from base 338 to 2137 and encodes 599 amino acids. Lineage: Eukaryota; Metazoa; Chordata; Actinopteri; Clupeiformes; Engraulidae. The transcript is spliced from 15 exons. Gene Ontology annotation, molecular function: protein tyrosine phosphatase activity; protein serine/threonine phosphatase activity; protein tyrosine/serine/threonine phosphatase activity.